AUGCCUCUCAAGGUCUUCCUCUGGACCUCGGAAGCUAAUCUCUACCAAAUCGCCUGUUGCAAGCCUCAUCCAACCCCAACUCCCCUGAUUCUGAAUUGGGCACCAAUCGUAGCCAACUGCCUUGAUAACAAAUUCGUUGUUCGCAAUAUCCUUGAGAAUUGCCUCGUCUGCAACAAGUACAAAGUUGAAGCAGGUCCCUACCAUGUUCUUCUCACUUUGGGCCUGCUCUGCUUCCUCCAGGCAGAACUUUCGUAUGCCGGCGAUAUCAAGACCAGUAAGAAGAUUUGGGUCCUCUCGAGGAAAGAGACGAAAAAUCUUUUUCAUGAUCUCUAUCUUAUCCAGAUAAGCGUCCACAUCAUUAUGAGGAGGAAAGCUCCAUCGCUUAUCAUCCUCGCGGACUUCGUCUCUUGCGUGAUAGCCAAGAGCAAGGCGGGUCUGUUGCGUCAAGACUUGAAGAAGCGUAUUCCAGUGCUCGUCUGA
Fusarium graminearum PH-1 is the source of this 480-nucleotide messenger RNA. RefSeq lists its product as uncharacterized. The record is from RefSeq and is a predicted model, not a curated record. The coding region runs from base 1 to 480 and encodes 159 amino acids. NCBI's taxonomy places the organism in Eukaryota, Fungi, Ascomycota, Sordariomycetes, Hypocreales, Nectriaceae. The transcript has 2 exons.